This is a messenger RNA of Oryzias melastigma (Indian medaka), 1689 nucleotides long. Its product is annotated as formin-like protein 5. The transcript has 5 exons. The coding region runs from base 43 to 1068 and encodes 341 amino acids. Lineage: Eukaryota; Metazoa; Chordata; Actinopteri; Beloniformes; Adrianichthyidae. The record is from RefSeq and is a predicted model, not a curated record.
UGUUGAAGCUGUGAAGACGGCCACCUGAACCAGGGGUUCAACAUGACUUCUUCGUUUUCUGUGCUGGGGCCUCUUUGUUGCCUCCUGCUCAUCUCAGGACAGUUGGAGGCCAAAACUCUGCUGAACGCCAUCAAGCAGGAGGCUCUGGCUCCUGUCAGCGAACUCAGCCUCGACUCGGAGAAAGCCAACAGCUUCCUGACCCACUCCAGACCCAAACGUAACGUGGAACCGAAGUGGUACCGAGGAAACCCAGACUUCCAGUCCUACUACAGAUACUACAGUAGCAUCGGACACACCGAGGGGCUCUAUGAGAUCGACAAGCUGAGGAUGCUCUACCAGCAGAUGAGGUAUCUGGAGCAGACGUACGGUCCCGACGCCCCGUACUACCAGAACAAACUCCUCCCAAAGCUCAAGUGCGACCCGGCUACUGACAAAUCGUGCAAACUCCCACCUCCACCUCCCCCCAUGAAGGGGCUCCCAAAGCCCACCGACCCGCCGCCACCUCCUCCCGCCAUCUCCCAGGCGGACGUGCUCUUCCUCUGCAACAGCAGGGACCCCCUCUGCAAGCCCCACAUCGUCUACCUGCCUUCAGGCGCCGUGCCGGUGCUCUGCGACCCUCGCUACCACCCCCACUGCACCCCUCAGAAGGCCCCACCAGCUCCCGUGUUGGUGCAGAAGCAUCUUCCUCCUCCUCCUCCUCCAAAGAAGUCCGCUCCACCUCCUCCGGUCUACGUCAAGAAGACACCCGUAGUCCCCGUCCGAGCCUUCAAGGGCAUGGAGUACGACUGCGACCCCUACUGGGACCCCGACUGCCUGAUCGACCACCCGCCCAGGCCCAUCAAGGGAAAAAUCGAGGUGCCUCCUCCCACUCCCCCGCCUGAGGAGGAGGUGGUAGAGGAGCCAGCACCUCCUGCUCCCAAAGAGAAGAAACUAGUCUACCCGUACCCUUACCCCUACUACUACCUCCCUCACCCGUACGACCCCAGGGAUGACCUUUAUGACCCUGUUCGCUUCCAGUACCCACAGCCUGAUGAUGCUGCUGAUGAGCCUGCAGAGGAGGGGGAAUGAAACAACUGUCUUUGAGUGGAGAUUAAAAAACAGCUGUGAUUAGACCUGUGUGUAUUCACAAUCAGCAUGAUGAAUGCGGUUUUUAGUAAUACAUUUGUAUUUGGAGCAGAAUUUUUCAAAGAAAAAGGCAGUUUAUGCUUUAAUAUUUGACUCGCUUCCACGCCGGUGCAACGUGGCAGCUCAACUCAGACAGGAGAUCAUUAUGUCUGCUCCCGCUGUACAUUUAAUACCCAAAUAAAAGCUGACUCCUGCUACACGCUGCACUCAAUGGAGCCGUGUCCUGCCUCAUUUUUUCUGCUGAAUAUUCCCGUCUGUCUGAGCCCCCCCAGCAGCCCAUCAAACAGCGGGAGGACCCCUUUCACAAGCUCGUUUAAAAGUGCAGAUCUGACAUUUCCGCUAAAGGCCAGCUUUUCUAAAAAGAAAACUCAAAAGUCACAUGAAAAAAACAUCCGAUCCUUUAUUACAUACAGAAACAUGAGACUAGAAAACAACCCGGGUAAAAGACAACAUUGGUGUACAGAGGGUUCACUGAGACGUCUUUAAGUGCUCUCAGAUUGUGGCUGAGGAUGAUAAACUGUGAGGUUCUAUUAGCCAAUCAAAAUACACGCAAAGCAAAAAAAU